This is a messenger RNA of Drosophila gunungcola (fruit fly), 1978 nucleotides long. Its product is annotated as CDK5RAP1-like protein. Gene Ontology annotation, biological process: tRNA modification; negative regulation of cyclin-dependent protein serine/threonine kinase activity. Gene Ontology annotation, molecular function: 4 iron, 4 sulfur cluster binding; tRNA-2-methylthio-N(6)-dimethylallyladenosine(37) synthase activity. The record is from RefSeq and is a predicted model, not a curated record. The transcript has a single exon. Gene Ontology annotation, cellular component: mitochondrion; cytosol. Lineage: Eukaryota; Metazoa; Arthropoda; Insecta; Diptera; Drosophilidae. Bases 165 to 1961 code for a protein of 598 amino acids.
CGACAUUGCCGGAACAGCUGUUUAACUUCUAGACCAUUUAUUUAAAAGUUUUUUUUAUUUAUUUACAUAAUGGUAAUACUUAAAACAACGUGUUGACAUAAAUAAAAGUGCUAUAGCAACAAGAGUAUUUUUAAAAGUAGAAUCGGAAUAAAUGCCUUAAAAACAUGACUGGACGUGCAAUAGCAGUAACUCGACCGUGGAACAGCAUGUGGAGAAGACGACUUCCAGUGGCUGUGCGGCAUGCCUCCACCACUGCCUUCAAAGGAGCUACAUCCGCUCCUGCGUCGGUGUCAUCCACUGGAACUGCUGAAAUCAAAGCGGAACCGGCAGCACGUGCCACGUUUCUGGAGCGGGUUCAGCGGGGACCUGGCUUCCAGGACUUCUUUACGGUCAAACCAGCGUCCAGGGUGAAACUAAAUGAGGAGGAGGAUGUGGACGCCAGUGUGCCCUACCUAAACUCCAUCGACUUUGAUGGAAAUGGCAAGAAAGUGCACUUUGAGGUCUACGGCUGCCAGAUGAACACGAAUGACACCGAGGUGGUGUGGAGUAUCCUUCAGAAAAGCGGUUACUUGAGAUGCCAGGAGCCCGAGGAGGCCGAUGUCAUCAUGCUGGUCACCUGCGCAGUGCGCGACGGAGCGGAGCAGAGGAUCUGGAACCGAUUGAAGCACCUGCGGGCCAUGAAAACCAAGCGCAGUUCGCGACGACAUCCGCUCCAGCUGACGCUGCUUGGUUGCAUGGCGGAGCGGCUGAAGGAGAAGCUGCUGGAGCAGGAGCAGUGUGUGGACGUGAUCGCUGGACCAGAUAGCUACAAGGAUUUGCCCCGACUGCUGGCCAUCUCCCGGCACUAUGGCAACUCCGCCAUCAAUGUGCUCCUCUCGCUGGAUGAGACCUAUGCGGAUGUGAUGCCCGUGAGGCUGAACUCGGAUUCGCCCACAGCCUUCGUGUCCAUCAUGCGGGGCUGUGACAAUAUGUGUACCUACUGCAUAGUACCCUUCACCCGCGGACGCGAGCGUUCCCGACCGCUGGCAUCGAUUGUGGCCGAGGUUAAGGCUUUGGAGGAUCAGGGGGUUAAGGAAGUUACCCUGCUGGGUCAGAAUGUCAACUCGUACAGGGACCGAAGUGCACUGGAGGGAGAGGAUUCGCCAAAAGCCACUCCUGUUCCCGGUUUCAGCACCGUUUACAAACCCAAAAUCGGUGGCACUCCCUUUGCCGCGUUACUCCGAGCCGUGGCUCAAGCUGUUCCCGAGAUGCGCAUCCGUUUUACCUCCCCGCACCCGAAAGAUUUCUCCGACGAAGUACUAAAGGUCAUAAGAGAUCAUCCGAAUGUGUGCAAGCAACUGCACUUGCCAGCACAAUCGGGCAACACGCAAGUUCUGGAGAGGAUGCGACGCGGUUACAGCAGAGAAGCUUAUCUGGAACUUGUGCAGCACAUCAGGCAAUUCCUACCCAACGUGGGCCUCUCCAGUGACUUCAUCUGCGGCUUUUGCGGCGAAACAGAGGAGGAGUUCCAAGACACCGUAUCCCUCAUACAGCAAGUGCAGUACAAUGUGGCCUAUUUGUUCGCCUAUAGCAUGCGGGAAAAGACCACAGCCCAUCGUCGCUACAAGGAUGAUGUGCCCAUAAAUGUGAAGAAUGCGCGCCUGCAACGCAUGGUGCAAGCUUUCCGAGAGGGAGCUACCCAGUUACACAGCAAAAUGGAGGGCCAGCAGCAGCUGAUCUUAGUUGAAGGCAAAAGCAAGCGGUCCGAUGCCCAUUGGUUUGGUCGCAAUGAUGCCAAUAUCAAGGUGAUCGUUCCUGCUAUGGAUUUGCCCAUAACCGGUGAUCCCAAAGCUAGGAAAUCCUUUGGAGUAGGUGACUUUGUGGCGGUCCGCAUUGAGGAGUCCAACUCCCAGGUGCUUAAGGGCACGCCCCUCGAGUUGAGCAGCAUAACAGCCUUCCACAACAGACAGUUAAUACAAUAAAUCGAGCUUUAAUCGUA